Diatraea saccharalis (sugarcane borer) is the source of this 1976-nucleotide messenger RNA. The record is from the annotation of a GenBank genome assembly. Lineage: Eukaryota; Metazoa; Arthropoda; Insecta; Lepidoptera; Crambidae.
UUUCAGAUAAAAUGAAAAUGGAGAGGCGGAUCGCGGGAGUAAUCUACAUCCUGAUCACUUUCGCCCUUGUUACCGAAAUGUCAAUUAACGUCCAAGCAAAAGACAACAACAAGAGACGGCCCAAAGAUAAAACUGGGGGAUUUCAAAAGAACAUUUGUGACGUCAGCGACCGUGAUUCCAAAGUCCAUUGCUAUUGUGAAAACACUAGAGAGCCAAGGAAUGCAACUAAAGCGGAAUGCUGGGUAUUUAAUGGCGGAAUACCACGGGACGAUCUAAUCUGGCAAAGUUUUGCUUCGCAGCCAACUUUACAAACUUUGUCUUUUAAUGUUCGCGUCGAUGGUGCAUUGGGUUACGUCCCAACAAAAGCACUUCACUUUCUCAAAAACCUCAGCUCCAUUAAUAUAAGAUACGGGAAUAUAGCUGAUGUAACAUCGUUCGCAUUUGCCAAUCUCACAAACUUAACCGAUAUAACACUGUCUCAAAAUCAGAUAGAAAACUUACAACAAUACUCUUUUGCUCAUCUUCCAAAUAUAACACUAAUAAAUCUGGAAGACAACAUGAUUCUUGAGAUCAGUACAGAGGUGUUCUUUGAUUUACCGAAGUUACACAAACUCGUCUUCACUAAGAAUAACAUAUCGUCUAUAAGAGACGGGGCGUUUUUGCACACGUUCAAUCUAUUGGAAUUGGACUUGAAUAAAAACAACAUAAUCCAUUUAAGGCGCCGCACGUUUGAUGGAUUGGCCAACUUGCGGAAAUUGGAUCUGAGACGAAACCGCAUUUACAAUCUGACUGAAUAUACCUUCGCCGAACUGUGGAACUUACAGGAACUGUUGCUCGGUAAAAACGACUUGAAGUACAUUUCAGAAAGGGCUUUCGACGGUUUGUCUCAACUCCGAAAACUGUCCCUGGAUGAUAAUAAACUGGUUACGCUCCCGGCACACCUAUUUGAAGGAGUAAGGGGUCUAAGUUCCCUAGAUUUACGUUCGAAUGAACUGCACGCAUUAACUUUUGACAACAUAAAACCUAUAUUGGACAACUUGAAGCCACAGAACAGCAAUUUGCUGCUCGAAGAAAACAACUUCGUGUGUGACUGUAGACUGAAAUGGAUGCAUUUAUUGCGAAAUGAUACAAAGAGUCAAAAUACAAGACAGUCAUUGGAGAGUGUUACUUGUAAAAUGGACCCACCGAUAGUGAGUUCUGCUUAUAAUAAGAUGUCUGACGUUAUUGAGAAUAAAAUAAAAUUUAAUCAGGAAAUUUUACAUGCUGGUAUAACUAUUGAAACACUAAACGACAAAAUGAACAUAACUGAGAAAAAAACUAUACCUGAAGAGCUAAAUAAGGAACAAAGCAACGGGAUACCUGUUACUAAAAAAGUAACAAAGAGAUUCGUAUUGAAAAUCCCACCGGAGAAUCUACCAUGCUUGAGAGAUGCGGAAACUACCACCGAAGCUCCAACAUUUAUUGUUGAUCCUGUGAUACCGAUUCAAAACGAAAUGAAAACAUAUAGAUUUCAAGAAACGAAUACAGCGUAUAGACUGUCUUUUAAUUUAAGUGUAGUAUUAUGGUGUUGUUUAGCAUUUUUCUUCACUUAGAGGUUUAAGUAAUUGUAGGGUUAUGUCAUAUAUUCUAUGUAAUUGAGAUACAGACUAAUGUCCCUUCGAAUAAACCACUGAAGUUUAUGGAAUGGGAUUAAUUCUAUGAGCACUUAAACAUUUAUUCAAACAAUAAUGUGAUUGUAUUCACCGUAAAUGUUGUAAAUUACCGAGUUAACGUUUAAAUAGAUUUAUGAAUGUAAAUUGGAUUCGUUUCGUGCAAUUACGAGUCAAAACAUCAUCAAAAUUUAAUUUGGAAUGAGGUAUGAGCAUUUCUAAGACUGCAUUCAUUUAAAAGUUAAAUAAGAGACAUUUUAAAAUGAAACUAAUAUAAUAACGGUGAGAAAGAUUUGUCUUAUUAUAUUUGAUCAAUUUCUCAUUCAC